GGUGAUGCACUAUGCACUUCUAUGGUGAUAAACAAGAUUGUCGUGCGUCUUUUGCACAAGUCCGAUGUUUACUAUUUAUAAGUAUAAACACAUUUUACUUGAUUUUGAAAUAAAUCAUGGAUAGGGGUAAGAUAAUUCAAGGUCGAGGAGGGAAAGCGAAGACGCAACAACACCCUGCAGACUUGUACGUUCUUGGGCCGAAAUCUUCGCGCAUUGAACCGACCGAAGUGAAGCGCCCAACGGUGGUCCAUGGAAAACCGGGACCCUCUCUUACGUUACCAGGGGGCGAGAGGAAGCGGGAAGCGGUUCCUCUACCCACCGCUGUCCCUCCCAAGAAAACAAAGCUGGUUGGUGCUGCCAUUCUUAGUCGCGUUGGCAGCAGCGGCAGCAGUGGUGGAGCGGAAGCGUGGGAGAUGGUAGCACUGGAGUGUGAGCCGUGUGAUCUGGUCCAGUCUGUGAAGGAAGCAUCGGAUUUGGAUGAAGGAGAUAGAGUGGUGGGUCUGCUGUGUGGUGCCAUACGGUCGCUCCGCGGCCAGCGCUGGAAGCCCGACCCAGUGCUGUACAUGGGGCUCAUCUACCUGGGGCGGGUGUUGCCGUCGCUGUUCGCGUCGGACUGCGUGUGCAACGCCCUGUGCAGCUUGCUGCGCCGGGACACGUCCCACAGUUUCAAGAGCAAGGGCAACCCGCUGGUCCCGGUGCUGGCCGCAAACCUCCUGCUGCGCGGCUUCCAGGACAAGCUCGUCUGGCCGGAGUCCUUCAUCAAGCUGUACGUGGAGGACGCCCUGAGCGACCGCACAUGGGUGGACAACGAGGAGUGCGUGGGCUUCGUCAGCAACAUCAUGACCUCCAUCGAGAGCAGGAAGCCCUCCCGCUCGAUGCUGCAGCCGGACUUUGUGGGGCUGUCCGCCUGCCCGUCGCCCUCCGCGCCCUCCACGCCGGACGACGACGGCCCGGCGGCGGGGAGCGACUCCGCCUCCGCCCCGGACAAGGCUGAGGACAAGACCGAAAUCCCCGUCAUCUGCAGGUAUCCCAGCUCUCAAGAAAACGUGGAAACGAUUGUCAUGGAAGCUGUACGGGAGCAGCUGAACCGCCGGCAGCCAGCUGAGAACAUCACCCGCAACUUCCUUCGCUUGCUGUCAGCUACGUGUGGCCUUGUGGAGGUUCGGUUGGCCGCUACGCCACGCCUGGAGAUGUGGUUUCAGAAUCCGAAGCUGAUCCGGUCAGCACAGGAACUGCUGAUGUCUGUGUGUGUGAAUUGCAACACUCACACCCACAAAGACGUGGAGGUGAUCAGUCACCUGGUGAAGAUUCGGCUGAAGACUAAAGGUUUAAUCAGCCUGUACCUCUCCUGCAUCAGGGAACUGAUGUCCGCCCAUCCCGACAACUUGGCAACGCUGCUGAAGCACACGAUCUACAACGAGCUCUCCAACACCCGCAACCCCAACAACAUGGCAAUGCUGUCUGUCAUGUUCCAGCCGUCGCCCGAGACCGCGGCCACGCUCCUCGCUGAUGUCUUCCUGGAAGUGUUGAUGAACCGUGAGGAUUAUUUGCGGUCCCUACGUGCCGUGCUCCGUGAGAUUGUUCGGGUUGUACGCCACGACGUCAAUCUCCCAGUGCUCUGUCGAGGUCUCAUGGACAAGCGCGAAGGCUCACUGCAGUUCAGAGAUUUCGAAUUCAAGGAGCGAAUGUUCGUAUCGAUUGUGGACCUCUUGACACUCUGCAUAUUCCUGGGUGCGACAUCGCAGGUGAAGGAAGCCUCAUCGCUCCUGGCCCGCGGCGAUCGGAGGGAAAUAGCUGUUUUACAGAACUUUCAGAUGCAAGUGUCCACAAUACAGAAGGAGGCCGUUUGGUGGCUGUACGAGACUGUUCCACGGCUUUACAGGCCGAGUGCAUCUGAAUUCGUUCAUGCUCUUCACAAGGUUCUGUUCAUGGAGCAUUUAGAACAGUAUUAUAACAAAGACAUGUGGCCCCCUGAAGGAGAAAGGGCUCUUUUGAUGCGUCUCGCUUCUGAGGCACCCCUUCUUCAGAACAGUCUUACAAGAAUCCUACUCAUUGGUUUAUCCAAGGAACAUCCAUUGCAAGCACCAGACACCCUAGAACUGGUGGAUCAGCUGCUGAAACGAGCUGCAAUCUUACCAUCCGAAGGUUUUCCCAUGUUGCAAGUGGACAAGGUUGACAUUAUUGACCUCGUGUUCAAUCUGACUGCCUAUCGUCAUCCAGAAAAUAUAGACCUACCCCAAGGGUACUGCCCACCUCAUUUUGCGGUCACCAACUCAUACUGGAAAGCAUGGAUAAUGCUUCUUAUCCUGUCCGCACACAACCCAACUACGUUUGGAAGCCUCGCGUGGGAGAAAUACCCAACUCUACGUGUGUUCAUGGAAAUGUGCAUCACUAACCACUUCUCGUACCCACCCCCCACCAUGGAUAACACCGAGCUUUCUGAAGACGCACAGGCUAAGGAACUUCAGAUGGCAGCCCAGGAGAAGGAGCAGAUUCUGGAGUUCGAGUCGUACUUGGCUGCGGCGUCCACCAAGCAGACCAUUACGGAGCAGACCAGUCUCCUGCUCACGCAGCUCAUCACCCUGGACCCACUGGGGCCUCCUCGAAAACCCCCGCAGUCGGUCCUGGACCAGCUGAAGGCUCUGAACGCAUCUCAUCGCAUGGGGCACCUCCUCUGCCGCAGCAGGCAUCCUGACUUCUUGCUCGACAUCAUCCAGAGGCAGGGAACGUCGCAGUCCAUGCCCUGGCUCGCCGACCUGGUGGAGAACUCAGAAGGGGAUUUCAGCCACCUGCCGGUGCAGUGCCUGUGCGAGUUCCUGCUGAGCUCGUCGGAGAAGCAGAACAAGCACCCCCAGCUGCUGUCGCACCUGCAGAAGGUGCUGGGGGACGCCGGCCAGGACCCGCAGGCGGCCUGCGAGGUCCUCGAGUACUUCCUGCGGCGCCUGGGCUCCCCGCAGGUCGCCAGCCGGCUGCAGGCCAUCAAGGGACUUCGCAUGAUAUUAUCAUCUGUUGUAACUGAAGAUGAACCAAUGGAUGUGGACUCAGGAGAGAUCAAUGACAACACCUCUUGGCUGCUGAGCCGCCUGCCUCGCCUCCCGCACUUCCCCGCGGCGCGGCCCCAAGUGGUGCAGGCCCUGCGACAGGCCUGCCAGGUGGAGAACGAUCCCGCCAUGGUCAGUGGCUACAUCAGCUUCCUGGCCCUGCACGCCAUAGACGACCCCCUGCCGGAACUCUUCGACCUGCUUCUGGACAUGGCACAGCUGAUAGUGGAGCGCAGCUCGAUCGUGGCCGCCAUCUGUCCGGGUCCCGGCAACGACUUCCCUGGCGCCGUGGUCAUCCAGCACUCCCUCAUGCUCAUGUUCUACUGCUACCUGCAGAAGGCUCGUGAGAUGCCGAGAGAGCACAUCUCGUGGAUGGACAGUCAGGAUCAGAUACUGGUUACAUGGUGCACUGGUGAAGUUUGUUCAAUCCACAUUCUGAUGGUUCAUGCCAUAAUCCUGCUACUUUGUUACGGUCCUGGCCACGAUCCCUGUUUGUUUGAGAAUUUACUGGAAAUUUGGUUUCCUGUGAGUAAGGAACCUCCGAAAGGCUACAUUGCUGCUACCUCUCAAGAGGCCAUCCUCAUCCCAGACUGGCUGAAGUUGAAAAUGAUUCGUUCCACCGUCGACCGGCUUGUGGAUGCAGCGCUUACAGAUUUGGAGCCAAAUCAGCUACUGCUUUUUAUUCAGUCGUUUGGGAUUCCUGUGAAAUCCAUGAGCAAGCUCCUGCAGCACCUGGACGGCGCGGUGUCGGCGGACCACCUGGCCGUGGCGGGCGCCGUCAUGGACAAGGGCUACAUCUCCCAGCUGGUGGACGUGCAGCAUCACCGAGGGGCCUCCGGGGGCCGGCAGCUGGCCGAGAUGCUGCAGCUGGACCAGCCUGCCCUCGUGGACUCACCUCUUGCACCAAGUGUCAACCUGCGACCUUGCCUCACUGGAUCCGUGCAGUCUGCCAGCAUGCCGGUCAGAGAUGAAGUCACGCCAUCCACUGUCGGCUCCAUUCUGCACAUCCUCUUUGGCACGAAGGAGUGCGCCAGCAAUGCCAGGCAACCCGUCUUCCGUAGCCUUCAGCAGACACUUGCAUCUGAACUACAGAAGUCCAAAGCUACUCCUGUUACAAGUGCUGUGGUCAAACAUCUCGAACAGCAGUGUAUGUCAGCUGAUGGUAAUUCGUGGAUUCAUAACAUGUUGACAAGACCCGAGACAUCUUGUCCUUUGUUACGGCUGAUUACGCAAGCUGUGGUGAAGUACAAAAUGCCGGGCAAUACAGAUGCACUGGUCAACACCUGCCACAGGGUACUUAAGCACCAGUCAGCCAGCUCGAAAUCUCCCCUUGUGGCAAUUUUCAAGAAAUUCCUACAUGACGUGAACAAGCUCAAAGGCGACAGCAGGCAUAAAAGUAUUUCCUCAGGAAAACAAGACCCUAUCACUGUGCUGGAGAACACGGGGCUGGAGCAGCUGGAGAGAACGGGCAACCACAUCCUGCGGCAGUGCCUGGAACUGCACAGCACGGAGCAGCUGGUGCAAGCCUUGGCCCACCUCCUGGUCAACGAGACCCCGCAGGAGCGCAUCGGCCUGCUCAUCGACUGGCUGGACUCCCUGGAGCUGGAGCUCAUCGGGUCGUGCCCUUCCUUGCAGAUGAAGCUGCUGUUCGGCAAGUUACCCACCAAGCAGUCUUGUCGUCCGUAUCUCCUCACUUUGCUGACGCACCGUGCUGGUUGGCCCACGCUCAGCUCUUGUAUCGAUCACCUUCUGCAGGCGGGCGAUGUCCAAUACGAUCCCACUGCAGUACUUGACUUUUUGUGGGCCAUGACCCACAACCCAAAACUGUGGCAAGGUCGGGAGAAGUUUACCCCCAAGAACCAAGCGUUGGAGAAUGUGUUGCAGCUGACUCCCAACCAGCUGCUGACCCUGGUGGACUACAUGCUGGACGAGGCCCACGGCUGCGACGCGGGCGACGCGCUGGGCGGCCUGGAGUCCCGCCUGCCCCUCCUGCUGCAGUGCCUGGAGGGGGACGCCGAGGUGGGGCUGGUCGCCCGGCACCUGCUCCGGCGCACCGGGGACAAGGCAACUACAGCUCGACAAUUUUUGUUACAUCUGUACCUUCACAUUCCAGCGGUGAAACACCACCUCAAUGACUCGGAAAAUGACAUUCUGGUGCAAGAUUCGUUCUUGAAAGGGUGGAGUCGAAGCAGCUUGGACCAUAUGUCCCACAAUGUGCUGUCAGCAUUGACUGCCACGCUGCAGAGCAAAGACUGGAACCGACGUUCUCAGGAGUAUGAACUGAUGGCUCGCAAAAUGGCAUCCACCCAUCCCUUACUAGUGCUCAGGCAGCUGCCCAUGCUGGCAGCGUCGCUGAGGGGGCGGGCGCACCUGGACGUUUCGGUGCUGCGCUCCAGGAACCACCUGAACCUGUUCCAGCAGGUGAUGGGCAUCCUGGAGCUACUCCAGCCACACGUCUUCCUCCCGGAGCACGAGACCGGGCUCGAGGACGUCUUGAACUGCUUCUUCUCCCUCUACAAGUACCAUUGUCCAUCCAAGGAUCUCAUUCCAUUGCUGAAUCGUCUUGUAGCCUUUCUUCAAGCAUACAUUUGUCAUGAUGCACACCGUGCGCCCCGAUUUCUCCAAAAAUAUUCUAAUGUACUGAAUGAGUUGCAGAUCCACCACCCCAACAUGGCCAGUGUGAGGAACCUGCUGUCGGGGAUCUCCCUGCCGCGCACCUCGCUGGAGGAAGGGGGCGACGUCACGGUGACAGCGGCGAUAGCGCCGGCGCCCCCCCAGCCAGAGCCGCCACUGCACUGGACCUCCCUGCACGCCGCGCUCGGCAAGAUGCAGGGCGAAGACGUGCUGGCGGCGCUGCAGGAGCUGGACCACCUGUCGGUGCGCAAGCCGGCCGCGCUGGACGCCUUCGUGGAGGGCGUGGCGGGGCUCUUGCUGUCGCCGGCCGGCGGCGUGCGCUCCCUGGCCCACACGCUGGUGGCGCGCCACUUCAGGCACAGUCCCGUGGCCGCGGCCGCCGGCCCCGCGCUGGCCGCCUACCUGCGCUGCCUGGGCUCGGACCAGCCCGACGUGCUCAACACCGCCCUCGACCGCCUGCCCGACAUAGUCCUCUGCGCACAAGAACAAGCGCUGCCGCUGCUUGAGAAAGUGUUCUCUCUGGGAGUCAGCUCCAGGAUAUGCACAGCUUCGCACAUCAGUAAAACAGUCGCUCUGCUGAACACCCAGACCGGCUGCUGAACUUUGUACUUUCCAUUCAGUAUUUUGUAUGAAAAUUCAUAUUUAUAAGUGACAGUAAAUAGUACAGAGCUUUUUA
This is a messenger RNA of Bacillus rossius redtenbacheri, 6351 nucleotides long. It is a transcript of the gene IntS1, whose product is annotated as integrator complex subunit 1. NCBI's taxonomy places the organism in Eukaryota, Metazoa, Arthropoda, Insecta, Phasmatodea, Bacillidae. The transcript has 37 exons. The record is from RefSeq and is a predicted model, not a curated record. The coding region runs from base 117 to 6275 and encodes 2052 amino acids. Gene Ontology annotation, biological process: U2 snRNA 3'-end processing. Gene Ontology annotation, cellular component: integrator complex.